CGAGCCAUGAUCUUCUGCCCGUACUGCGCCAACCAGCUCACCUUGGUCGAAGGCGCGUCGGGCAACAAGUUCGGCUGCGCGACCUGCCCGUACGAGUACCCGCUCAACAAGCGCUACAUGGAGCGCACGUACCUCAAGCGCAAGCAGAUCGACGACGUCAUGGGCGGCGCUGACAGCUGGAAGAACGUCGACUCGACCGCAGUCGACUGCCCGAAGGAGUGCGGGUCGGACCGCGCCUUCUACAUGCAGAUUCAGAUCCGCUCGGCCGACGAGCCGAGCACGACCUUCUACAAGUGCACCAACAUGCACUGCAACUAUCAGUGGCGCGAGAACUAGCCUGGCGCAGCGUGCAGGGACGGAGCCAAGGGAGGACGAGCGGGACGAGGGGGAGGAAUCGGGACCGCGAGGAGGGGGCGCAGGGUCCAGUCCGUGUCUUGUUGCCAUCAUUACCGCACGCUUUCUUCUCAG
Molecule: messenger RNA, 468 nt
Organism: Rhodotorula graminis WP1
Lineage: Eukaryota; Fungi; Basidiomycota; Microbotryomycetes; Sporidiobolales; Sporidiobolaceae
Exons: 5
Coding region: 7-336 (109 amino acids)
Biological process (GO): DNA-templated transcription; termination of RNA polymerase III transcription
Cellular component (GO): RNA polymerase III complex
Molecular function (GO): zinc ion binding; nucleic acid binding; DNA-directed RNA polymerase activity
Source: RefSeq, a predicted model, not a curated record